Messenger RNA from Cooperia oncophora, 891 nucleotides. NCBI's taxonomy places the organism in Eukaryota, Metazoa, Nematoda, Chromadorea, Rhabditida, Trichostrongylidae. The record is from the annotation of a GenBank genome assembly.
AUGAAUCUUCUUUUCACAAUAAAUGUUAAGACGAGACAGGAGGCCGAUUUGGACGUGGAUCUGGUGGCACCUGCUGGCGAUUCCUUGAUAGAGCCGGUCGAGGCUGUUCCUACAUCGGCUUCUGUUUCGUUGACGAAUGCAUCCUCGUCUGAACCCAAAGUGAAGAAGAGCUCCAAAAAGGAAAAGAAUUCCAUCGUGAAUGCUUCUGAAAUCGAAGAAGUCAAUGCUGAGCCUGCUAUCCCUGUCAUAGAUGAACCUGUCGUACUUAGUGAACCAGCUUCUGAAGAAAACAAAGAAAAUCGACAUGAGCAAACGUCAAGUUCGGAAGGCAAGAAGAGGAAGAAGACGAAGUCUAAGAAGGAAGAGGAUGUGACUACAGCGCAGACAUUCGCUCCUGAGCUAGCUCAAGGCGAACCCGUAGGUGAGUCGCACUCUUCAAACACUUCUAAGUCGGAAAAAGAAAAGAAACCCAAGAAGAAAAUCACAAUAGUCAAUAUCAACGACCUCGAUUCGAACAAGGUACUCACACGUAUAGCUUCACUCGAGGAAAUUGAACCUGAAUAUAUCAGCUACCUUGCAUCUUACUUCCACGAUACUAAUGCUAUAGAUGAACAGAGCCUGGAAGAAACGAUAGUUGAAUAUGAAAGGAAGGAUCAUGAGCAGAAGAAGAAAAUUGACCAGUAUCAACAAUCACGAAUCAUCUCUGAUAGGCAAAUAGCUGAUCACGUACGUGUCAUUUCUGAAUUGACUUCAAAACUCCAAGCACUUUCCGUUUCUGAAGCAGCUGCGAAACAACAGAUAAUGCAGUUGAAUAAUGUAUGUGUAGAGAACGACACUUUGAAAUCUGCUUUAUCGAAAUCUGCAGCUGAACGCUGCCAGCAAGGGCAGUAA